Molecule: messenger RNA, 234 nt
Organism: Orbilia oligospora ATCC 24927
Lineage: Eukaryota; Fungi; Ascomycota; Orbiliomycetes; Orbiliales; Orbiliaceae
Exons: 2
Coding region: 1-234 (77 amino acids)
Source: RefSeq, a predicted model, not a curated record
AUGACUUGUGGUAUCGUCAACGGUGGGACCCUUAAGUACGCUGGGAAUCUUGGUGCGGGUGCAAGUAACCCCCACCUUCGAAACAUCGAUCGAAAUCUCCCCGGUCCGGACCAACCUCAUCAAAACUCAUACUCCCCUACUCCUACGGCGCCUCCUCCACCUACAACUCCUGGAGGGCCCGAUUCUGGCCUAGACCAGGAUUCGGCAACCCUGAACAAUCCUUCCUUGCUCUAG